GGGGAAUGAAACAUGUCUCCGGAACUUGAAUUUGCGGCGUCGUUUAGCGUGCGCAUAUCUAUCAAUUAGCUUUAUUUGAAAAGAAUUCAUUAAUUAUUCAUACUCGUACUUGAAACAAAAAGCUUGUGUCGAUUGAAACCGACUUUUCUCGACCUCUACUCCCACGUAGUUGGUAGUGCUGAUAGAAAUUGUCAAAGUAUAUGUUGUCUAUGUCAAAGUCUGGUAACCGUCAAAACUGGAGCGCCAUGUUUUCGUUGUCGGAGUUUUAUUUUCGCAAAAUAUUUGAAAACAUCGAAAGUAACUGCACCAAAAACUGAAAUCUCCAUGAUUUGAAAGUAGACUCGUAACGAAUUUGUUGUAAAUAUUCUUUCAUAUUCACCUCUUAGAAAUUAAGGUUAAGUGCUAAUUAAGAGUUAAUUUAAAACUCACCAGACUGAACAUAAACACAUUAAGAAGUAUGUGUGAUUAAGUUCUGCAUUGAACAUUACUUCAGGUUGCGUAUUCGAAAUAUGUGAAAAAGUUGAAAGCGUAAUCAAGAGAAAAAAUGGCUGGUUCAUUUGAUCCAGAAGAUAAAUCAAGUUGGUAUUUUGGCCACAUGUCUCGCCAAGAAGCUAAUGAUUUGCUUGAGGCUGAAAGAGAAGGUGGAGUCUUUUUGGUUCGUGAUAGUUCUACAUGCAUUGGAGACUUUGUACUGUGUGUCAAGGAAGAUAGUCGUGUUAGCCAUUACAUCAUAAAUAAACUGCAACAUGAUGAUAGAAUUACUUAUAGAAUUGGAGAUCAAGACUUUCCUAAUUUGCCUGAGUUACUUGCUUUUUACAAAUUGCAUUACUUAGAUACCACACCAUUGAUUAGAACUGCUUCGAGAAGAGUUGAGAAAGUUAUAGCUAAAUAUGAUUUUAUUGGUCAGGAUCCUGAUGAUCUUAAUUUUAAGAAGGGAGAUAUAUUAACUAUUGUGUCUAAGGAUGAGGACCAAUGGUGGACUGCAAUAAACAGCAGAGGUCUUAAAGGAUCCAUUCCUGUACCUUAUGUUGAAAAAUAUGUGGAGACGCAGCCGUCUAAUGAUAUGGCAAGGCCUAAUUCUGGGGAGACUUCUACACAACUGCAGGCUGAGGCUGCAAUGAAGAAAAAUCAGAUUCAGAGGCAAUUGCCAGCUAAGGCGAGAGUGAAACAAGGAAGAGUACCCAAUGCCUAUGAUCAAACUCAAUUGAAGCUAGAAGUUGGGGACAUAAUAACUGUUACCCAUACAAAUAUAAAUGGCCAAUGGCAAGGAGAACUUAACGGCAAAACUGGAUUUUUCCCGUUUACUCAUGUUGAAUUUUUAGAUAGCGAUAAUGAAAGUUAAUAAAUUUAACUUUUGGUUCGCUGAAAGUGUAUAGGUGCUCUAUGUAUAUUUAUUACUAACUAAUAAUAGUUAACUGAUUCUAUUUAAUGUAAUAACUAUGGGCUUAUUUUAUUAUGUAUGAUCAAUUACAAAUUUUGUGCUGAAAGUUGUAUUUUCCAUUAUUAUACAUAUCAAUAUUUAGUUAA
This is a messenger RNA of Coccinella septempunctata (seven-spotted ladybird), 1527 nucleotides long. RefSeq names its product adapter molecule Crk (gene Crk). Gene Ontology annotation, molecular function: protein binding. Lineage: Eukaryota; Metazoa; Arthropoda; Insecta; Coleoptera; Coccinellidae. The transcript is spliced from 6 exons. Bases 545 to 1342 code for a protein of 265 amino acids. The record is from RefSeq and is a predicted model, not a curated record.